AUGCAUUCGUUAUUAAUUCUCACUGCUUGGAUUGCACAAGUUCUCAUAUGUUUUUAUUAUGUACGUUUAUUACCAAAUGCAUCGAUUCGAUGCAUAUGGGUACUUGUACCUUGUGUAAUAUUAACAUAUCUAACCACUUAUGAUCUUCCACGACGUUCGAUGUCAUCUAUGUUAUUGGGAACAUACUGUUGGUUUGCGUCAAUACGGCUAAUUCAUUGGAUUGUGAUGUCUCCUAAUCAUUAUAAUACAUUGAUUCCUUACGUUCGCAGAUUACUUUGGAUGUUCUUACCUGUUGUUCCCUGUACGGAAGAUUAUCGCAAACAAUGGCCUAUUCAUAAUGACUUUCUCAUGUCCGCUUUGAAAAUCAUCAUCAAUCAUUGGUUAUAUCGUUGGCUUCUAUCAUGUUCUGGAAGUGAUAGUUAUCCUCGAUUACUGAUGUUUUUCACAUUUGCAGUCACCUACACAUUUUUCUCAGAUUUCGUAAGUGGGAUCAUCCGUCUCGUCACCGGCGAUAAAUAUCGACACACUACAACGAUCAAUUUCCCGUUUCUAGCUCAUUCAUUGCGCGAUUUCUGGGGUCGACGAUAUAAUCAGCUUGUCAGUAGUGUUUUUCGUGAAUCAAUAUUUCAACCUGUUCGCCAAUGUCUAUCUUCUGCAACGCUUGCUUCUCUGAUUGUUUUUCUUGUUAGUGGUCUUCUUCAUGUGCAUCUGGCAUGGUUGGCAGUUCAUGAUUUACAAGUCGCUCUAGCGGCUAUGUUAUUCUUUGUUAUACAUGGUGUCGCUUGCGUAAUAGAAGCUCAUUUACCAUUUCGUUUACCGGUACUGGUCUCAUGGUUCUAUACGCAAAUCUUCUUACUUGCCACAGCAUCUCUCCAGAUUGGAGUAUUUGUUAAAGCAGGAUCUGACUUUUUUUCUGAUAAUGCGCCACUUUUCUUCGAUCAAAAAUGGAUACCAAAACUACCUGUACCAAAUUUUUGCCCCAAAUGA
Molecule: messenger RNA, 987 nt
Organism: Adineta ricciae
Lineage: Eukaryota; Metazoa; Rotifera; Eurotatoria; Adinetida; Adinetidae
Source: the annotation of a GenBank genome assembly